AUGGAGUAUCUCAUCCGCUUCAGUCAGUCACACGAGACCUUCCGGCUCCCAGAGACCAAGGCAAUCGCAGAAGUAGGUGGCAUUGACAUGAAAGUCAUCUACUAUAAUCCAGAAUCACCAUAUUGUGUCGUGCGCCUGCCAUCGGAAGAAGCAGCGCACUUUCUCAUGAGCCGGUCAAUUUUGGCGCAGAGUAUCCAUGAACACUGGGGUACGGGGGAAAACUACGAGGUGCUGCACGAAGAGGUGAAGCGUAAGACCUCGCAUCUGUGGCCCAAGUACAAAAACUCCAGCUUCAAAUUCUCCUUGGACCUCUACCAAGGCACGCGGCCAAACAAGAGGAGGGUAGAACUCAUCAACUCCUUCUCGUACAUGCCGUUCGAAGGCGAAAUCAACCUGCGUACCCCCGACGAACAUUUUGUGAUCUUUGAGCAGUGGGACUUCCAGGCUGUCACGCGGAAUCUCCCAGAUCCGUUAAAGAUUCAUCUCGGUCGAGUUGUUGGUGCCUCACAGAGGAAGUUGAUCCACACUUUCGACUUGAAGAAAAGGGAUUACAUCUCGACUACCUCCAUGGAUUCCGAGCUGGCUCUUGUCACGGCAAACAUUGCACUUGCAGGUCCGGGAAAGCUGUUCUACGAUCCUUUCGUGGGCACUGGCAGCUUUCCCAUUGCCUGCGCUCAUUUCGGAGCUCUGGCCUGGGGUAGCGACAUUGACGGGCGUAGCAUUCGUGGCGACGGUGCCAAGAAGAGCCUGAAGGGCAACUUCCAGCAGUAUGGGCUGUCGCAUUUGAUGGGGGAGGUGUUCGUGAGCGACCUGACCAAUUCCCCGUUCCGGAAAAAGAGGAUCCUCGACGGCAUCGUAUGCGAUCCGCCCUAUGGAGUGCGUGAGGGACUCAAGGUGCUGGGCGUGAGGGACGUCGAGAAGUAUGACUACGUGAUCGAGAAAGGGAAGGUCAUGUACAAGGACGAGGACUUUGUGCCGCCCAAGAAACCGUACAGUUUCGUGGUCAUGCUUGACGAUAUCCUUCAGUUUGCAACUGACCGCUUAGUCGACAACGGACGUUUGUCAUUCUGGAUGCCGACGGCCAACGACGCUGACCAGGAGAUUGGCGUCCCCACGCAUCCGUGCCUGGAGGUUGUCGUGGUCUGCGUGCAGGUAUUCGACAAGUGGUCGCGGAGAUUAAUCACCUACCGCCGGCGGCCGGACUCUGAAGUCGACGCCGCCGCGCUCGAGCAAUGGCAGCAGCGUACCGAAACGAAUGGUGGCGUCACAGCAGACGAGCUCAACCCAUUCCGCCGUCAUUACUUCAAUGCUUUCCGUACCCAGGCUGCGGUCGAUGGUGCGACCCUCGAAGCGGUACCAAAUUGA
Neoarthrinium moseri is the source of this 1365-nucleotide messenger RNA. RefSeq lists its product as uncharacterized. The transcript is spliced from 3 exons. Gene Ontology annotation, biological process: methylation. The coding region runs from base 1 to 1365 and encodes 454 amino acids. Gene Ontology annotation, molecular function: nucleic acid binding. Gene Ontology annotation, cellular component: cytoplasm. NCBI's taxonomy places the organism in Eukaryota, Fungi, Ascomycota, Sordariomycetes, Amphisphaeriales, Apiosporaceae. The record is from RefSeq and is a predicted model, not a curated record.